Saccostrea cuccullata (small rock oyster) is the source of this 7550-nucleotide messenger RNA. RefSeq names its product phosphatidylinositol 4-kinase alpha-like. Gene Ontology annotation, biological process: phosphatidylinositol phosphate biosynthetic process; phosphatidylinositol-mediated signaling. Bases 16 to 6480 code for a protein of 2154 amino acids. The transcript has 52 exons. Gene Ontology annotation, cellular component: plasma membrane; cytoplasm. Gene Ontology annotation, molecular function: 1-phosphatidylinositol 4-kinase activity. The record is from RefSeq and is a predicted model, not a curated record. NCBI's taxonomy places the organism in Eukaryota, Metazoa, Mollusca, Bivalvia, Ostreida, Ostreidae.
AAAUAUUGUUUUUUUAUGUCGGGAUCGGGUGAAAAAUCCAUAUCUAAGGGAAGUAAUGCAAGACAGAACAUGGCGGACGACGGCGUUUUAUUUGCGAAAAUUUUACGUCAGUUUGCAAGAUCAUCUGCAGCAAUCAAUCCAGCGCCAGAGGAUAAGAUUGCCCGGUUAUUUUCAUUUUGCCCCAAGGAGAUUAAUGGCGGUUUGACACUGGACCAGAGGGGUCAAGAUGCAGUGAUUUCCCUUGGUAUAUUCCUGCUGGAAUCUGACUUGCAGAAUAAAGACAAGAUAGCACCAUAUUUGCUGAAAGUUUUGAGAUGUCUGCCAGCUUCACAGUGGAGUGGGAAACAUAAACCAGGAAAAGGACAAACAUUACCAAGAUGUGAAAACUUCAGCUUUUGUUUGAAUACAAUACUAAGUGACUUAGCAUUCAAAGAUGACAACUUGAGAGAUGAGGUUCUCAGUACACAGUUAGAUGUCCUGGAAGCUUUAAUUAACAAGUGUGAAGACACAGAUAAUUCCAAAGAAGUGAAGCUCUCCUUGAUAAUUAUUCCCCUUCUGUUUGGUUUGAUUCGAGCCCUGGGCAGAUCUAGUGAUGGGAUCAAACCCCUGAUAUCUUUACUGUAUCCAUCAGAAUCUGUCCAGAAGGAACACAGCACACCUAAAGAUGACAAAGAGGAAGAGGAGGAAGAAAAAACCUUCACGUUCCGCUCGAUCCUCCCCCGGACUAUCUCCACUCACCUCAUCUACUCUGACCCCGUCUCCCCCGUCACGCCCACGGGAGGGAGCCUGUCUGAGUUCCCCACGAUGCGGUACAGGGAGCGGUCCCCCUCUCCCCUGGGGGUCCAGACCCCAGUUAAACCAGGCCAGGAGGAGGACGUGGAGGCCUCUACCUACUACUUCAGUAAGAUUGCCUCCAGCUUUACUUGUGUAAAGCCCUGGGGAUUUGAAAUCAUCCCAGAAAGAGAUCACUUGGUUUUCUCCCAGACUCAACUUCAGCGACUUGUAUCUCUGACAAAGAGGUUGCUCAGCAAAGAGGUUUUAGGGAAUGUCAACACAGCUUUUACAUGGAUGAUCAGUGUUGAAAAUGGUAAGAAGUACAGUUGGUGGCCGUACAAGUCUUACAGUGAGGCGGUCACUCUGUCCACGGUCACCAUGCUGAGGGACAUUCUGGAGCAGGAAAAGGACAUGCCAACCAGUUUCAUGACAGAGGUGUAUGAAUUUUCCAAGACGAUGUAUUCCUCUGGACAGAAUGACCUUGACAAGCGAGGGAAGGGAAGCAGAGAGAUGGAGAAGAAGACAGAUUUCCACACGUACGAGAUGAUGGUGCUGAGCUGCGCUGUCUGUGUAGAUCUCAUGUUCUGGGCAGUCAAGGAAGAGAGAGAGGCUGAGAGUCUGUGUUUACGACUGACAGAGAAGAUAAGUACAAACACGGAGAGGAAGUUACUGUUGUCACACACUCCAGUACUUCUAGUGGCUUUAGAGUCUUUAGGAAAACUGGCCAUCAAGUUUCCACUGUUAGCCUGGACCAUGUGCUGCACUCUUCGAGAUUUUCUGGUGAGUCCCUCUCCCAUACUUAGUAAACUGAACAAAUACGCCUCAGUGGACAGCAGGAGUAGCAUUAAGAUCACGGUCACAGAUACCGGGAAAUCUCCAAAGUCUGGCCGCAGAGACCAGCCUCAAAGCAAAUUACUGAAGGCUUUAGAAAACAUCAGAGACAGUGCCAUCAUCAACGCCUGCAGGGCCCUGAAGGCUUGUCUGGAGGUAGAUGAAGACUGUGUCCAGGCGUUCAUGGCUUCCAUCUCAAACCGUUUAUACAGAGCAGAAAUGUCAGACAGGAGUGGGAAAUCUGCAGAAGAAAGGUGGAACCAGUUGAAACUGGUUAUGAAAUUCAUUCGACCGUCGUCUGGAAACCUUGAACUGCAGGAUGUAGAGAGGGAGUCUAACCUGAUCUCCACUAACACGAUCCUGACCCUGGGGCAUGUGGCGGUGGCACUGAAGGACACCCCCAAGACGGUGGAGUCUGUCCUACAGAUCUUCCAGCAGCGGUUCUGUUCCCCACCCUCACAGCUCGACGUCUUGAUUGUCGACCAGCUCGGCUCCAUGAUCAUCGCCGGAUGUACCACUGUGUACAAUGAGGUCAUGAAGAUGUUUGUUCAGAUCAGUAUAGAGAGUAGUUCUCCAUACAGCUCAGGGGAGAAGGAUGAAAAGAUCAGGGGAUACAGACAAGUUUCCCAGACGGUGAUUAACGCCCUCGCUAACAUUGCCUCCAACGUACAGGGGACAGAGGACCAGAACGAGUUGUUAGUCCGACUCCUAGAACUGUUUGUUAACAUGGGACUGGCUGCCAAGCGAGCCAGCGACAAAAGCUCAGGGGCCAUGAAGGCCUCAGGAACAGCAGGGAACCUUGGAGUUUUGAUACCUGUCAUUAGAGUUUUAAUUCGAAGACUCCCAGUGAUUAAGGAUCCAAAGUCCCGCCUGUUAAAGUUAUUCCGAGACUUCUGGCAGUAUUGUGUUGUGUUUGGCUUCACUGUAGAAGAUUCUGUGAUCUGGCCCAGAGAGUGGUAUGAUGGGGUGUGUGAGAUUGCCGCCAAGUCACCAUUGCUGAUUUCUAAGGAACACCUGAGAUCUGAACUACAGUACAGUGUUGCUCUCCGUGAUGACACUGUGGGACCGGCGGAGCUGAACGAGCUAAGGACGACAAUCUCUUCCCUGCUGGAGAGCUCUGACAUCUACAAGCUGGUGAUGAACCUCUCGUUUGCCCAGUGUACCUAUCUACUUUCCGUGUUCAAACUGGAAACCCUCAGACUUCAACAUUCUACAGAGAGAUCAGCUGUUCAUGGACUGUUUGCCUAUCUAGAGGAUCCUACACUGUAUAAAGAUAAAGCUGGAAUGUGGCAGUGUGUGAGUGCUGUAGCAGACAAGGCUUUUGAAAAAUAUCUGGAUGUCACAGACCAAAAACCAAGGACUGAAGCUCGUGAUGCAGAGUUAGAGAGCCAUGCCCAGUUUCUCCUGGUGUGUUUUAACCACAUCCAUAAACGGAUCAGACGAGUGGCUGACCGAUACCUCACCAACAUGGUAGAAAGAUUCCCACACAUUUUGUGGAGUGGUGCAAUGCUGAAAACUAUGCUGGAUUUGAUACAACUGCUUUCCAGUUCUCUACAGAUAGACCCUAACCAGGAGGCUCCAGAGUUUGCAGUACCAGACACACCCUUCACCCUGAGGGUACAGGACAACAUGGCGGACAGGGAGAACACGGUGAAGGACUUUGCAGCCCGGAGCCAGCAGAUCCUACAGGAGGCCAUGAAGUGGGCCCCCAACACGACCCGGUCACACCUGAUCGAGUACCUCCUGAAGAUGGACAACACCACCCAGGGACUGUUCCAGCACAGCGGCUUGGCCCUGGCCACUCAGAGUGUUCUUAGCUUCGCAGGAUACAACACCACAUCUAAACCACUCGGGAUGGCGACUUUAGACAGAAGACCUACGUGUGUGACAACUGAUAGCUCCAGCUUCAUGGUCAACUUCAGCCUGAGAAGCAGAUACACAGGGGAGGUGUCUGGGAUGAAGUCUCUUUGUUCUGAUCAGGAGCUCUCUAGCUUACUGUAUGAAAAACUGGAGUCGUCACUGAAGAGUAAAGAGGAUGAGAAGAUCAUACCAGCCAUGUUUAGAAUCUGUGCCUUCCUUGUCAGCAUACCAGAAAUAAACAAGCAGUUGUUACAUGCUCUUUGCUGGGCACCGGUUCGCAACUUUUCCAUUAAAACAAUGGAGGCAGGUGUUGCAUGCUGGGAAUGGCUUCUUGCAGCGCGACCUGGUUCAAGUAUUGAGUUUCUGUGUGAGAUGGCAGCCGCCUGGCAGUGUACUGUAGACAGUAAGAUGGGGAUAUUUGAGGAGGACAAGAGAAGACCAGAUCCCCUCGCCAAAGCAGAAAAUGAUGUUCUAGGUCCUGAUCCUCCUUUUGGCAAACCUCAUCACAUUUGGACCAAGUUUUUGGCAGAGCGGGUGGAGGUGGCCCGCUACAGCAGUGAGGAUCAGGUCAGCAUCCUCUCCGGUCUCCUCAGUAAGUCCCUGUCCAUCAGUGUGGGGAGGAGACCCCCGCCCAUGUCACGCCACCCAGAGGUCAUCUGGUCCAGGCUCAGACUCCUGAGUAUGGGUCUACAGCUGUUACAGGGAUCCUACCUCCCUAACAACACCAGUAAGAGUGUCCUCAGAGAAAGGAUAUACGCUGCAGCACUCGACUACUUUGCUGGCCCCUUGAUGUACCCCUCCCAGCGUGGGUCAGAACUGAGGGAGGACAUCAACAAUAUGAUCAAAUUCUGGAGGCUGUUAUUUACUGACAAAAAGUACAUCACUGUAAGCAAAGCAGUGCCAUUUGGAGCUGUUCCAGAUGAGACACAGAGACAGGACUCCCUGGGGCUAUCCCAGUCUGGGGGAAUCCCCUCAGACCUCUUACAGGGGAAGUGGAUCAAUCUGACACUGAAUUCUGGGAUGUCUACCAACUCUAAGAGAUCUGCCAUUUACCUAGAUCCUGCUAGGCACAGGAACAGUUUUGUUAUGGGCCUGUAUGGUCCUAUUGAGAAAUCUCACCUGGGGUACAACACUCUCCAAGGGGAGGGUGCCAAGAAGAGUCCAGGACAGGCUGCUAGUUAUAUCAAGGAGUAUGCUAGAAAGAGGAACCUUAUUCUCCUACUCUUAGCCAAUCUGAUUGAUGCCUUCAGUACCUGGAACAACCCUUUAGAGCUGGCCGAGAACAAGAUAAAGGACGAAGAUAAGGUGGCUCUGUGGAGGACCAAUCCUAUCUCCGAGAGACAAUGGAGGGAGUACGCUCGCAUUGCCUGGGACAUCUCACCUGUGUUAGCCGUCUACUUACCUCACAGGCUGAAGACGUCUGAGACCCUGAGGAGGGAGGUGAUGAGGCUGGUCAGACUGAACCCUGGGGCCGUCAGACACAUCCCAGAGGCCAUCCACUUCCUGGUGUCAGCUCAGAGUGUAGAGGCCGACUCACCAGAGCUGAGUCAUGUGUUGACGUGGAGCCAGGUGGCCCCUGGUGUGGCGCUGUCCUACUUCUCCAGACAGUACCCCCCGCACCCCCUCACAGCCCAGUUCGCUGUCCGAGUUCUCAGGUCACACCCACCAGAGGCUCUCCUUUUCUACAUCCCACAGAUUGUACAGGCUUUAAGAUAUGACACAAUGGGCUAUGUGGCUGAUUUCGUGAUGUGGGCAGCUAAGACGUCCUCCCUCUUAGCUCAUCAGUUACUGUGGAACAUGCAGACUAAUGUAUACAGGGAUGAGGAGGGAACCAUCAAAGAUGAAGAAAUUGGAGAAGAAAUGGAGCUACUGAUGAAAAAGAUGAAAGAAUCCUUUUCUGGUCCAGCCAGGAAAUUUUAUGAGAGAGAAUUUGAUUUCUUUGGAAAAAUCACUGCCAUAUCAGGCAUCAUUAAACCCUAUCCCAAAGGAGAUGAGAGGAGGAAUGCUUGUUUACGAGAACUGAGAAAGAUUGAAUUACAGAAGGGGUGUUACCUACCAUCAAACCCAGAGGCAAUAGUUACAGAGAUUGACAAGAACUCCGGCAUACCAUUACAGAGUGCGGCUAAGGCUCCCUUUUUGGCCCGCUUUCGUGUUAAGCGCUGUGGAGUUCAUGACCUUGAGAUGCUGGGGAUGAGUGACGAGGAUAACCCGGCCAUUAGUACAUCACUGGAAUACUGGCAGGCAGCCAUCUUCAAAGUCGGAGACGACGUUAGACAGGACAUGUUAGCCCUUCAGGUGAUUUCUCUGUGUAAGAAUAUAUUUGAACAAACUGGGUUGGAGUUAUACCUGGUGCCAUACAGAGUUGUUGCCACUGGACCAGGGUGUGGUGUUAUUGAAUGUGUUCCCAAUAGUAAAUCCAGGGAUGAAAUUGGCAAGAAGACAGACAUUACGUUGUAUGACUACUUCCAGAAAACGUUCGGAGAUGAGGAUACCCCAGAAUUCCAAGCUGCUCGUCGUAACUUUGUGGUCAGCAUGGCAGCCUACAGUUUGGUGACGUUCCUUCUACAGAUAAAGGACCGUCAUAAUGGAAACCUAAUGAUAAACAAUACAGGCCAUCUCAUACAUAUAGAUUUUGGCUUUAUGUUUGAGAGUUCCCCUGGAGGUAAUCUUGGCUGGGAGCCUCACUUUAAGUUGACAGAUGAGAUGGUAAACAUCAUGGGAGGAACAAUGGAAGCUGCUCCGUUCCAGUGGUUCAUGGAGCUCUGUGUCCAGGGUUACCUAGCUGUCAGACCCUAUCAGGAGACGAUCAUUACCCUGGUGUCUCUGAUGCUGGACACAGGACUGCCAUGUUUCAGAGGACAGACCAUCAAACAACUGAGGGACAGAUUCCAGCCAAUGGCCUCAGAGCGCGAGGCGGCAGAGUUCAUGAAGAGGAUCAUCAAAGAGUGCUUCCUGAGCUGGAGGGCAAAGUCUUACGACUGGAUACAGUUCUACCAACAAAACAUCCCCUACUGACAAUAUCCUCACAAACCAAAGAGAGUGUGUCAUUUACAGAUCUCAGUCUUAUGUUAUUUGAGGAACUUGGUCUUAGAUGGAGAAAUGUUGUUAUCUCGACAUUUGGACAAAUUUUUUGGUGUCCUUGUCAUCACUGAGGAUAAUAAAGUUGAAGUCGUAUAGAACAUUCCAGGAAGUAAUUGAUAUUUUCUAGAAUAAAAUCCCCUGAAUGGGGUUUCCCCUACAGUCAAUUUUAGGUUUAUGUUGAUAUUAUAUGUACAAGAUGAGAUGGUGAAAUAUCAGCAUCAACAUCUUAACAGUCAAACAUUAUUUUAUUCAGACUCUUAAUAAGAAAUUUUGAAGUGCUUUCUUAUAUUAAGUAUUUUACAAUGUUUAUGUAUUGUCGCAAUACACUGUACAACCUUUAAAACCUAUCAGCUUUGCAUUUACAACAUCAAAAUUUCAAAUUUCAUUUUAGUUUUUACAGUUUUUAUUUUAAAAGCUUUAAAAUGCCUUUGGACUUAUUGUUUUAAUUGUUAUUUUAAAUAUAUAUAGAAAUGUUACUUGAUGGGCCAAAUUUUCUGUUCCUUUGAUCUAUCAUAAGAUUUUUGUUGAUAUUCCAAUACGUAGUGUAUGUAAAAUGUUAAGCACCAAAGAAAAUUCAAAUACAGUGUAGUGUUGGUCACUAAAUCUUUGGAACACCUUAUUAUCUGAGAUUGUUGUUCGGUGUUUAUGAGAAAAACAAAAUUUUCCACUUAAGUUAUUGCUGUAUAUGAUCUUUAAUAAUAGAAUUAAUGUGAGAAUGAAAAUUUUCCCCAGCAGACUGUCACAAAUAAUUAUGGGAAAAUAAAGUUCUUACACUUAAAAGCAACUUACCAUAUUGUAAAUCAUAGACAUAUGCACAAAUUACAGAUUACAAGUUAAUCAACAAGUAAGUCAUAUACAAAAAGUUGCUGUUUAAUGCAUUAUUUGUCUUGUUCUUGUGCAUAAUAAUAAUUUUUGAAAAAUUGUAUGAACAAAUUUUGUCUGUGAUAUUUGUUGUGCAAUAUUGCUUUCCUACAUGUAUAAAUAAAAAGAAAAGUUUUCUGCUA